AUGGCUGGAGGUGCUGUGGAGCAUAGCUUGGAAUAUGGAGGUGCCGUUGGUCUGGGAUCGGUUUCUGCGCAGAAGCUGUGGAAGAACACAGCCGAGGAAUCAGAGCCCCGCCCAUUGCAGAUCGAGUACAACAGCGGCAUGUCUAUUGAAGACUCCGAAAUCUGCGAGGAUCUUGGCUUACCCGGACAUCAGAAGGUUGCAGAGACCGUCUUCGAAGAUCCUGAGGAGGCCAACAUUCGACCUCGACUGCUUGUCCCUCUGCAGUCUGUGCUUGGUCUCAAGGCCCUGUGUGAGCGAGAGUACAUUCGCACUGAGACCGUGACGGAGAUGUUGAACCAGUGUCGUACCGCUUAUUACAAGGAGCUGCUGUAUCUUCGGGAGCAAUUAAUCCUGGCUGCCGAGCCGGAGAAGCAAAUGCUGCUGGCAUCGGUCCAAAACUAUGAGGUCUAUUACUUCAAUCCACCCGCUUACGUAGAUGAAGACUUAAAAGAAUACAUGAUGAAUUGCAGCCGGUGGACGCACAAGAAGCUGAUUGAGGAGAACUACGAGUUGCAAAUGAAGCUGGCAGGGCAGGAGGAUGUGUUUGAGAACGCAGACUUCUGCCUAAAAGGGCUCCUUCGAAGACAUGGGACUUACAGGAUGUUCAAGACUAUGCACAACAUUGUGAGGAAUGCGAAGGACCUUUUCAAUCCUGAGGAUAUGAUUCGCAAGAAAGAGACGGAGGGACUAAAGCCGAUUGACGAGCUGCAGGCAGCUGUCAUCGAAGUGUUCCCCAACCUCAAGGCCAAAGAAGACAAUUCAGCCAUCCUUCUUGCAGAGAUUGAGGAGCUCCAGAAGUCUGUGACCGACCUCCGAGCAGAGUUAGCAAAGGUGAAGGAUCUGCUUGAGAAAGAAAGAAGUCGGGCAGAUGAUCUGAGCCGCCAAUGUGAAGAGCAUAUGAAGAACAAGCCCGCCGCAGCGCAGGUGGAAGUCGUGAAAGAGGUCGACAACGAGGCAACCUUGGAAGAGCUGAGGCAAAUGAAGGACCUGAAGCAACGCCUGGAACAGGAGGCACAGGCGCAGGCUCGGAGGCUGCACAAGCAGGUUGAAGAAUUUGCAGCUGCGAAAAGCUUGCAACCAGGACAUGCCAGUGCUGAUCCAAGCAAGCUUGUGCCGAAGCUGGAUGAGGCAAUCUUGGAGGCGGAGCAGUUGCUACAAGCUGCUGCAAGCCUCACAUCGCAGGUCACGGUUUCGAAAGUCCAGGCAACCACAAAACAAGUUGUGGACCGAAGCGCUGAAGAGAAAGCCUUGAAGGAGGUUCAGCAGCUCAAACAACAGCUGGAAGUUUUGACAGCCAAGCUCGCAGCUGCAGAGAAGAGAGAGCAGGAUGCUUUGCAGAAGCUGAAGGAGUUGCAGAACAAGAAGCCAGAGAAGGUUGAGAGGCCGGAGUCAGCAGGACCUGCGGUGCCUGGUGACUACGAUGAGCUGAAGGAUCGCCUGGAGCGUAAACUGGCAAGGAUUGCUGAACUAGAAGCUGACUUGGACCAGGCAAAGCGAGACCUACGAGCGGCCAAUCGCAAGGUAGAAGAGCAGGAGCUGCUACUUCAGGAGAGGGCCAGGAAGGAUGCAGAAAAGGCUAAACAGAUGUCCGACCUCAUGGAGAAGCUCCGGAAAUCGGAGGAGGAGGCUGAGAACCUGGCGGGCAAGCUGUACAAAGCCCAAGAGAAGAUCAAAAAGCUCAAAGAAGAGAUCCGGGAGCUUAAAAACAAGUUGGGCAUCGCAGUCCAAGAAAGCGAGGAGGAAGAGGAGGAAGAAGUUGACAACUCACCUCACUUCAUGAGCCGUUACUACCUUCGAGCGAAGAACAGUGGCAAGCCACGGUGGAUGCUACUCAGCGAGGAUGCAAAGCUCAAAAGCCAGAGGACAGAGCAUAUGCAGCAGCAAGCGCAUCACAGCGUAAGCAGUAAUUUCCAAGCUGCCAACGCGUUGCAGUUUUUGAGGCGUGCUCCGUCCUCUGAGAGUCAGAAGCCUCGUGGAGUGCGCCUGCAGUACGGGGACACCCAGGAGUGGUAUCCUCCUGAGAUGGGCAUGGGCAUGGGGGGCUUUGGAGAUGGCACACCUCAUGCACCUCAUGCUGGAGGAUUCAGCAGGCAGAGCAGCUUCCAAAUGGGGCACACCUUCACAGAUGGAUCUGCCGCAAGCCCGGGCGGCCGAAGGCUGAUGACGUCUGGCUCAACAACGUUUUCACCGGGAGAUGCGUCGCCUCAGCAAUUUCACAGCUUCAGCAGGCAAGGGACAGCAAGCAUGGCGGGCUUCGGGCGCAAUCAAGCUGGCAGUCCACUGAUGGCUGGUGGCAACUCCAGGCAAAGCACGCCAACUGGGUCUGCGCUGGUCCAUCCAAUGCUGGGGAUGCCACAAGGUCUGCCGCAAGGCCCUUUGCAAGGCCUGCCACAAGGCUUGCCACAAGGCCUGGCGCAAGGCCUACCGCAAGGCAUGUCCUUCUCUGGCAGCAGGGCAGCCGCUCCUGCUGGCACUGGCAGCUGGCAGGUUUCAGGACCAGGGAUGAGCACGAGCGGUUUGAGUUACAGGCCAGGCCUCGCCCCAUCAGGUUCCUACAGCUCAUACCAUAUCGUGGGACAAAGGCAAGGCACUCCGCCAACAGGCGUGGCCGAGUUGCUUGGAGGCCCCAGGGUGGCUGCUUCUUUUUCACCAACAUCUGCGGGAGCAGGCGAGAUAGCGGCCAGUGCAAGGUCGAAUAUGCAGGGCACCGUCAUUCAAGGCACUGCGACCUCGACUCACGCAUCCAGCGUGUUGCCGCCACAGGUGCGGCAGAAUGCAACUGUGGAAGGGUUUGGCUCAACGACACCAGCCCUGCCUCACAGAACCCUGACUGACGAGAUGAAAUCAAUUGCUUAG
This is a messenger RNA of Symbiodinium pilosum, 2895 nucleotides long. Lineage: Eukaryota; Dinophyceae; Suessiales; Symbiodiniaceae. The record is from the annotation of a GenBank genome assembly.